AUGGCGGAGAAGAGCUUCAAGUAUGUGAUCAUCGGCGGUGGUGUAUCUGCUACUGAUGCGUUUUUCAAAACUAGUAUUUCUGAUGUAUAUGCUGUCGGUGAUGUCGCCACAUUUCCUUUGAAGUUGUACAAUGAUAUCAGAAGAGUUGAACAUGUUGACCAUGCCCGUAAAUCAGCUGAGCAGGCUGUGAAGGCCAUUAAGUCAAAUGAAGAGGGGAAAACAAUUGAUGUAUACGAUUACCUUCCAUUCUUCUAUUCUCGUUCCUUUGAUCUGUCCUGGCAAUUCUACGGUGACAAUGUUGGUGAUGCCGUGCUAUUUGGAGACAAUGAUCCAGCAUCACCCAAGCCAAAGUUUGGAUCAUACUGGAUCAAAGAUGGGAAGGUUGUCGGAGUUUUUCUGGAGGGUGGAACUCCCGAUGAGAAUAAAGCAAUUGCCAAGGUUGCUAGGGUCCAGCCUCCUGUUGAGAAUUUGGAUGUGCUGACAAAAGAAGGUCUUUCUUUCGCCUGUAAGAUAUGAAAUUUCCUUGCUUACGAGAUCAAAAGAUUAUAUCAAAUGUGUUUCUAUCAAGAAUGUAAUAUUUAAUAGCUUGCGAGCUCUAAUAAGGUGGCUCUUGUAGUUGCUAUCUUGAUUGUUGGAUGAUGUUUGUUUUAAUACAUGUUUCUUGCUUGGGAUUAUUCUCUCA
This is a messenger RNA of Populus euphratica (Euphrates poplar), 682 nucleotides long. Its product is annotated as monodehydroascorbate reductase, seedling isozyme-like. Gene Ontology annotation, cellular component: cytoplasm. The transcript is spliced from 3 exons. Gene Ontology annotation, molecular function: oxidoreductase activity, acting on NAD(P)H. NCBI's taxonomy places the organism in Eukaryota, Viridiplantae, Streptophyta, Magnoliopsida, Malpighiales, Salicaceae. The record is from RefSeq and is a predicted model, not a curated record. The coding region runs from base 1 to 516 and encodes 171 amino acids.